This is a messenger RNA of Capsella rubella, 2430 nucleotides long. Its product is annotated as WD repeat-containing protein WDS homolog. The coding region runs from base 656 to 2251 and encodes 531 amino acids. Lineage: Eukaryota; Viridiplantae; Streptophyta; Magnoliopsida; Brassicales; Brassicaceae. Gene Ontology annotation, molecular function: protein binding. The record is from RefSeq and is a predicted model, not a curated record. The transcript is spliced from 5 exons.
UCUCUCUCUCUCUCUCUCUUCUUCUCCAUAAACAGAGAGUCACCGAAAUAAAUUGAAAUCCGUUGAGACGAUUUUGGAUUCAAAGCCUUGCCUUCAUCUUCAUCAUCAUCAUCUUCCUCUUCUUCGUUUAAGCUGGUUUUGUCAUCUCUCUCUUAACGAAUUUGAAUCUCGCAACCAUUGCUCUUCUCGCGCAUCUGUUGUUUUCGUGCUUCGAGAACUGUAUACGUUAUUAGUGUGUUAAGCGAUUUGGUUUUUAGCAUUCGUUUGAUUAGUUUAUUUGGGAAACAAUUAGGUUGUUUUUUGAGUUCCUGGGUAGUCGUCACUGACACAGCGAUUGAUUUUUUUUUUUUUUUGGUGUAGUAGUCACUUGAUUCAGAUAUUUUGAAUUCACAUCGAAACCAAAUCUUAGAUCCUUCUUGAAAUUUUUGUUAAUUGGGAAUAAUUGUUUAGUAGUAGUAGUUUCGUUUUUGGGUGAGUGAUUUGCUUCUGAGUUUUUUUGGGAAAAUUAGAGUUUUAGUUUCUGAUUUGGUGAUGCUUUUGGGUGCUUUGUAUUCUUGGUAAAGAAGAGCGGGAAAAAAACUUGGUAGUUUCCUUUUGUGGACCAUUUCAACUAUUGAAUGUGGUGAGAAUCUUUGAAAGUUAUCAUUAUCAAGAAAUGGAGAAUGGGUUAUGGGAGGUUUUAGGUUCAAAAGGGUUAUUGAAAAAACAUGAAUUUGUUAGGAUUCUGGUUCAAUGCUUAUACUCAUUAGGAUUCAACAAAUCUGCUUCUUGUUUGGAACAAGAGUCGAAUAUCUCGUGUAAAUCAGCUGAUUUCGGGAUUCUCGAAAAGCAAGUUUUGAGUGGGAAUUGGGAUGGUUGCGUAGCUGUCCUUGACAGGAUUUUUGGAGAUUCUAUGGAUCGUGACACGAGGAACACGGCUUUGUAUCUAGUGUUGAAGCAAUGUUUGAUUGAGUAUUUGAAACAGGGGGAUGUUUCUUUGGCCUUGAAUGUGUUACGGAAGCAAGCUCCGAUAUUAGGGAUGUGUAAAGAGAAGAUUCACAGGCUUGCUUGUGAUAUUGUUUAUUCGAAAGAGAUGGAAUCUUGUGAAGCAGAUAGCUGUUUGGUUCAGGAUUUGAGGAAGAAUUUGUUGGUUGAACUUGAGAAGUUGAUUCCAUUGCCGAUUGUUAUUCCUGAGAGAAGGUUGGAACAUUUGGUUGAGUCUGCUGUACUGGACCAGAUUGAUACAUGUCUGUAUCAUAACUCAUGGGAUGCUGUAUCACUUUACAAAGAUCACUGUUGCGGUAGAGAUCAGAUUCCUUCAGAAACAGUUCAGAUUUUGAUGGCACACAAAAAUGAAGUGUGGUUUGUGCAAUUCUCUAAUAGUGGCAAAUAUCUGGCCACUGCAUCAAGCGAUUGUACAGCUAUUAUAUGGCAGGUACUGGAUGACAACAAAGUCGAACUGAAGCACACACUUGAGAGCCACCAAAAUCCAGUUUCUUUUGUCUCGUGGAGCCCUGACGAUACUAAACUGCUUACAUGUGGAAAUGCUGAAGUUCUCAAGCUUUGGGAUGUUGACACAGGUGUGUUGAGACACACAUUUGGAAACAACAAUGCCGGAUUCACUGUUAGCUCUUGUGCAUGGUUCCCUGACUCAACUCGGCUUGUCUGUGGCAGUUCUGACCCAGAAAGAGGGAUUGUCAUGUGGGAUACUGAUGGAAACGAGAUCAAAGCUUGGAGAGGAACAAGAAUUCCAAAGGUAGUGGAUUUGGCUGUGACACCGGAUGGUGAGAGUAUGAUCACAGUAUUUUCGGAUAAAGAAAUCCGGAUCUUUAAUCUGGAGACAAAAGUCGAACGUAUAAUCUCUGAAGAACAGCCGAUUACUUCCCUUUCGAUUUCGGGUGAUGGUAAGUUCUUUAUAGUCAACUUGAGCAGCCAAGAGAUACAUCUAUGGGAUCUAGCUGGAGAGUGGAAACAACCAUUGAAGUUCUCGGGUCAUAGGCAGAGCAAGUACGUGAUACGGUCAUGUUUUGGUGGGUUAGACAGUUCGUUCAUUGCCAGUGGAAGCGAGGAUUCACAAGUGUACUUAUGGAAUCUGAAGAAGGCUAAGCCGCUUGAGGUGUUAUCAGGUCAUUCCAUGACUGUGAACUGUGUGAGCUGGAACCCGAGAAAUCCUCGGAUGCUGGCCUCUGCGAGUGAUGACCAGACCAUCCGUAUAUGGGGACCUGGCAAACCGAACAGGCCAGAGAAUCGAUUAGGUGACCAGCUUAGGUAGAUCUGAAUUUUAUAUGACACAACUUCAAGCCUUAUAUUAGAUAGAUAGAUCUCAUUUCAUAGUUUCUUUUUGGUUGGUAUCAAAUUUUUUUAUAUGUUAGGAGACAAGAAAAGACUCAACCAAUGGUUCCAAGAAAAGUCGAGCUGCACUAAGUCGACAGAAUCAAUUUAUUAUAGCUA